This is a messenger RNA of Ectocarpus sp. CCAP 1310/34, 1378 nucleotides long. The record is from the annotation of a GenBank genome assembly. NCBI's taxonomy places the organism in Eukaryota, Phaeophyceae, Ectocarpales, Ectocarpaceae.
CGGUGGCGGCUGCUGCCACCAUGCUGAGGCGCGAUAUCAAAAUUGCGGGAGAAGCGAGGGUCAUCAAGCACAGAUGGCGCAUGCACACCAGGGGCUAUCAGCUGACCUCCACGCUGCUGCAGAAGGGCACUGAGAUUGCGGCUACCAAGGCAAUAGGCUCUGUGGUGGAUGACCUCGAGGGCGUUGUACAUAUGGCCCGAGAGCAUGUUGAUGACCUCCGAGAACGGGCUUCUAAACGUCGCAAGAAGAAACCGGAAGGAGCCGCCACCAGAUCUGCUGCCGCUGCUGCGGUGGCUGCUGCUGCUGCCGAACGAUGUCCAAGGCUAGGAGCCGAUGCACGUCUCGCUCGGUCCGAUCCGCUGGAGGCGCUUCUUUUCAGCGGACCGAGGAGAAGCCCACAACCCACGACGACUCCUCCACGACAACGGCGAAUGGCUAUCGACCGGCACCGCGACGGGGUGAAGCAGAGUGUGUUAGAGGAUGAUGUGUUGAAGGAGGAGCUGAGGGAGUUACUGUGUGUCGGAGAACUUGGAGAGGCAGCGGCGACGAAGGCUGCUGUCGAUGCGGAGAACAUUCGCGCACUGGUCGCCUCUAUAGAGACGUUGAAGCUACACUCCCACAGCAACAUCGGCCGCGCUGCCUACAACACCGUCAUUGCCGCAGCUGCUGGAGCGGAGCACACGUGCGAUCCUGAUUACCCUUGCACGCCGGAUGAGCCGCGCGCACCUGCUGAGCCGCAGGGUGCCGUCAGCCUUGCCGCGCGAGCAGAGGGUCUUGGUGUGAGAUACCAUACGUUCCGUGCAGCGCGUACCCGGAUGCACAGGACUGACCACACCAUACUUCCACAGGAAGCUUUGGAGAAGGGGAGAUACCUCUGGGCUCCUCGCAAGGAAAGGAGCGACAAGAUGGACGAACGUGUCAUGGGUUUGGCGAGGUGGUUCUGGCACUCUGACUAUAUUUCUCGUGCGUCGGGAGACUCCGAUUUGACGGGCAUCUCUGGGAGUUCCAAGCUGUACCAGUUCAUGGGAGCGGAGGUCCAGGAGGAGGAGAGCUCGGGCGUAGGCGUAGAGGUGCAGAAAGAGAACGGGGUUUUACUCGCGGACAAAUCAACCGUUCUGACGCUUCCGGCUGUCACGAAGCGAUACAAGCUACGCGUUCGCCAGGCGUCGUGCUACUGCUCGAAGUGUAGUGUUGGAGCUUACGACGACUGCGUCCCGGCCAAGAAGUACGCGGGGAUGGUGGGUAUGGUGAAGGCUGUGUCGGGCAAGCACAAGGUUACUCGGGCGUCUUGUGGUGUAGGGAAUUGAGGGGUGUCGGUGGUGCACGUCAUGUUCUCGUGUUUGGCGCCUUGUUCUCUUCCAUGUUCUUUUGUUUUUUG